Molecule: messenger RNA, 1160 nt
Organism: Pygocentrus nattereri (red-bellied piranha)
Lineage: Eukaryota; Metazoa; Chordata; Actinopteri; Characiformes; Serrasalmidae
Product: fibroblast growth factor 19-like
Exons: 4
Coding region: 49-666 (205 amino acids)
Biological process (GO): regulation of cell migration; positive regulation of protein phosphorylation; positive regulation of cell population proliferation
Cellular component (GO): cytoplasm
Molecular function (GO): fibroblast growth factor receptor binding; growth factor activity
Source: RefSeq, a predicted model, not a curated record
GUGGACCAGCUGUGAAUUCUGAGGUUUGUUUGAACGUCCGUGAGUGCGAUGUUUCUGUUUGUCGUUCUUUCCCUCCUCUCGCAUUGCUCUGUCUCUCUCUCCUUCUCCAUCCUUCGUCCACUCGCUCUUUCUCCCCAUGACUCCUCUCCUCUCUUGGCCUUCGGUGACCAGGUCCGGCAGAGACACCUGUACACAGAGAGUAAACACAGGAGCUUCUUCCUGGAGAUUUUUCCAAACGGCACCGUCACAGGAGCGCCGACACAGACGGAAUACACGGCGUUGGAGCUGAAAGCUAUUAGACCUGGUCAGACGGCUAUUUGGGGUGUGGUGUCAUCGCUCUACCUCUGUGUAGAUGCCUCCGGUCAGCUGACAGCACUGAGCGUGUUCUUGGAUGCUGACUGCUCCUUCACUGAGCUACUACAGCCUGACGGAUACACCCACUUCCUGUCUUCACAACACAAACUCCCUGUGUCCCUCACUUUAACGCACAUGUUCCCCUACUCCCAGUUUCUACCGCUCAGAAAGAGUCUGAUCAUAGAGACGACAGCAGAUGAGCAGGACAAUCCAGGACACUUUGAAGUAGAGGCAGAUCUGGACUCAGAUGACCCACUCAGAUUCAGACAGACCGUCCAGAACCUCAGGAGUCCAAUUUUUGACAUGGAAUGAUGAAGCAAACUAAACGGAUCCGUAGGGAAUCACUGACACUACCGGCUGCUCCAAAUCGUUUUCCAUAUGAUCCAAUAAGAAACUGCGCUUUUCUGAAUGGCCCAAUAGGAAAUUGCACUCAGCAAGGACCAAUUAGAAACCACUGAGAGUACUGCAUAUUCCAAACAGACCAAUAGAACGACAUUCUCCAUAUGAGCCAUGAGAAACAACGUACUGAUGUCACCACACAGAUCUGACCACACAUUGACUCCACGUUUACUACAAAGAAGCUGCGUUUGAUUUAACACAGCUGGAAAUAACAGCAUUACACUUGAGCAAAUUACAAAUUACUGGACUUUGUUUUAAUUUACCACCAGCCAGUACAUUCUCUGUUUCCGUGGCAACACGGUAGACCAAGCUGGCAUUGGUCCAUCUGAACAGAUAACAUUUGUGUUAAUAGAAUGAAUUUUGAUAAUCAGUUGAAUACAAACAACUGGUAGAUGAUGUUGUGACGA